AUGCCUCAGGUGAAGAUGCUGCGCGGGCAGGAGGACGACACCGUGUCAACCACGCAUGAUUUCAAAAUCACAUGCUUCUAUGCCGAUGGCAAACGAGAUCGGGUCAAAAAGCAGUUUGGUACCCUGACGGAAAAGGUGGCAGACUACGAGAAGUUGUUGAAAGAACUGAUACCCAAGGUAGACGAAGCCGACGCACAUAUAAUCCGAGCGGCGCUGGACAAGGAGACAAGUUAUGACGCCGACGACACUGCUACAGAAGGCGCCACGGAGACAGCAUCAGUCCCGACUCUCGAUGUUGAUGGUGAAGAGGAAGAGUCUGGUGCUGAAUCAGAAGCUUCAGCCGGAGCUGGUUCGACAGGUGCUCUUGAUAGAACCGAUGAGGACUUCACGCGCGAGCAGGCGAGGCACACUGGCUUCAUGGGAAAGAACUCGGAGAUCACCUGGCUUCAACGCCUGAGGGAACAGAACAAGUACGGCGAUGUGCAGCAGGACCAACAAGGUAAUGCGAAGCAGAAGAGACUCGUCGGCAUGUCGGCAGCCUCGCUGACCUCCAAACGUCCAGUCGGUGAUACGCAAAUUCCACUUUCCGAGGCAGACGCAGGCUUUACCAUCCAGGACUCCAGCUAUCAUAUGGACGACAUGUCAAUAUUCACCUACGACGCAGUCGACACCUACGAAUUGCCCACUCCCGAAGUCGCUGAUCACCUUUUCAACGCCUAUAUGCAAAGAGUCCACUCCUCGUUCCCGUUUGUCGGGCGGCUGAAUCUCACCAGUCAGUUCCGAAGAGUCAUCAGUGGCACCGUACAAAGACCACCUGAAAAGUGGCUCGCCAUCAUCAACCUGAUCUUCGCCAUCGGCGCAAAGUAUUCGCACCUGAUCAAUGCCGACUGGAAAGGCGAUGAGCGAGAUCAUCUCAUCUACUUCACCAGAGCACGACUCCUGACCAUCAACUCUGAGACGAUUUUCCAGCAUCCGGAUUUGCAGAUGAUUCAGGUGCUCAGCUUGAUGUCUUUGUACCUACUGUGCAAUAGCCAGAUCAAUCGGGCAUGGAUGUUGAGCGGGUACGCCAUCAGAGAGGCCGGGGCACUGGGUAUGAAUAUGCGCAACGAUAGCAACGAAUUGAAAGACUCGCUCAAGGAGAUCCGUUAUCGACUAUGGUGGGCUCUUUACGCUCUGGAGCAUCGCCUCUGCAACAUGACCGGCAGAGUGAACUGCGUUAUGGACGACCAUUGCACAACUCCUCUUCCCGUACCUCUGGAGGAAGAACAAUUUGAGACGGAAGAAGGCCAAAAAUUGCUAAGCAAGGUCAGACAGCAAGGAGAUCGCGCGCCAUCGUCCAAUUCCCAUACGCCGAGCGUCAUGUCAACGCCUUCAACCGACCGCUCCAGAUCGCAGACCAAGGUUGACUCCCGUUCACCUUCGAUGCCGGGUAUCCAUGCCGGCGACUUGGAGUGGGCGAAAGACGUGCAGCCAAACGGCUCCCUUUACUUCCUCCACUUGGUGCAGCUGAUUCGAGUGACCCAGGCCAUCUUCCACAGCCUAUACAAUCCAGCUUCAAUAAAGGGAACCUGGUCAGAAAUUCAGGCCAAGGUUAAGGACCUGGACGAACGACUUGAGCAUUGGUAUCGGAAGCUGCCGCCAGCAUUCGCAUUCCGUCGGAAGCAGCGAGAACGUGGGUCUUAUGAGUACCGCUUGUACUUGGGCUUCUUCUACUACAGCACCAAAAUGACAGUCCACCGACCUUGCCUCUGUAGACUGGAUCGCAAGAUUCCCGGACAGUCAAACAAGUCACUCGAGUUCAACCGCAACUCUGCGGCGGCAUGUGUCGAGGCUGCAAUGGAGAUGUUACAGCUUAUCCCCGACGAGCCGAAUGCUGUUGGUCUAAUUCGUGUUGGGCCUUGGUGGAAUAUCUUGCACUGGCUGGUUCAGGCCACGUCUGUACUGAUGCUUGAAAUUUCUUUCCGAGCGAACCACAUGCCGGAAGAAGCAGAGGCUAUCCUGGAGUCGUGCAAGAAAGGGAUCCGCUGGCUACAUGCCUUGGCAGAGGACAAUCCCUCGGCUAGGCGUGCUUGGGCAAUGUGCAAUACACUGUUCAAGGAGGCGGCGAAGAAGAUUGGGCGCGACGUGGACGGUCUACCGCAAAAUCCUCCGGGCAAGCCUGCCCCUCCGACACAGGACGCUUCCAUGUCAGACUUCCCCGGAGUCACCGGCCCUUUGCCUGGAAAUCUCUAUGCGACUGCACCGGUGUCAGCGCCCAUGUACACUACAAUGCCUGAUGUGACGAGCUCGCAGGCCUUCGCCGCAUUCGAUCCGACGAUGCAAUACGACCAGUAUUUCCCGCCAGAUAUGAUGAUGAGCGACCCUUCUAUGCAGUUCCAGCAGGCUACGGAUGCGGAGAUUGAGUUUAUGAGUAACGCAUACCACGAUGACCAGGGUCAGGGUCAGCAGUCAGAGAGGGGUGAGUCGAGCCGUGGAUCAGGGAUGAAUUAG
Cladophialophora carrionii CBS 160.54 is the source of this 2490-nucleotide messenger RNA. RefSeq lists its product as uncharacterized. The transcript has 5 exons. Gene Ontology annotation, biological process: DNA-templated transcription. The coding region runs from base 1 to 2490 and encodes 829 amino acids. The record is from RefSeq and is a predicted model, not a curated record. Lineage: Eukaryota; Fungi; Ascomycota; Eurotiomycetes; Chaetothyriales; Herpotrichiellaceae. Gene Ontology annotation, molecular function: DNA binding; zinc ion binding.